CAAGGCUCAACAUGGCCAGUUCUCUCCAUCUCUCCUCACAGGGCUUUGCUUCCAGUCCCUGCAUCAUGCAUGUUGCCCUCCUCAGAACGCUUUCCAACUUGCCCGCACCUUUCCAAAACUGAUACCCUGAACUGGACACAGUACCCCUGAUGAUGCCAAUCCAGUGCUGAGCAAAGGAGAACUCGUACUUCAUGUGACUCGGAAGUGAUAAUGUUUAUUAGUGCGACCCAAAAUAGCAUUUGCCCUUUUUGCUGCUGCAUCACACUGUCGACUCAUAUUCCAAGAUCCCCCUCACUUGCAUUAUUCUUGGGCCAGGUAUUCUCCCAUCUUGCAAGGAUGUAUUUGGCUCCUUUUUCCUAGGUGGAGAACUUGGCAUUUGUCCCUACUGAAUUUCAUUCUGUUGUUCUCAGCCCAGUGCUCCAGCCUAUCAGGAGCAUCUUGGAUCUUCUUUAUGUCUUCCAAAGUAUUAACAAUCCCACCCAGUUUUGUGCCAUCUGCAAAUCUGAUAAUCCUUCCCUGCACUUCCUCACCCAAAUCAUUAAUAAGAAUGUUGCCAAGAAUUGGGCCUGGGGCUGAGCCCUGCAGUACCCCACUCAUUACCUCUCUCCAGUUGGCGGAGCUGCCAGUGAUGAGUCCAAUUCUGUCGCCAACUGUGGAUCCACCUGGGAGUUGUUCUUCUAGCCCACGUUUAGCUAGUUUGCUCAUCGGGAUAUCCUGGGGCUCUUUGUCAAAAGCUUUGCUGAAGUCAAGAUAUAUUAUGUCCGCAGCAUUCCCACAGUCCAUCAGGGAGAUUACCCAACUGAAAAAUGAAAAGAAAAUGCUUAUAUUAAUUGAGCAAUGAAUCUGACAGCCUCCAUGAAAAUAAAACUGUUUCUCACCAGGCUCAUAAACCACAUUUGAAGCUCUGAAUAACUUCAAAAGUUAGGUUUCUCCAUAGAUGACAGUUCUGAAAUGCAGGCUAAGGGUAAGGAACAGUUUAGUCACCCAGACCCUAACCCCUUCCUAGGCACUUGUGCUACUGAUCUGUACAUUCGCUGAGCACAAGAGUUGCAUUUGUAUAGCAGAGGUGGGAGGGCAUUUGAACUAGCCAGUGGCAUGGGCAUGAGCCCACCUGGCAUCAUCCAGUCUCCCCCAGUUGUACCAGUAAUGCAAGUCAGACCUGCAAACACAAAAACACAUUCAUUGAGGUCUGUGAGCACUGUGAAGAAUUCUGUGCAUACAAAAAUUUCUUGUCCACGUGAAGAUAAUCAUUCUGGAGGACUGGCUUACGAACCUGCAUCCAUACACCAGUAUUUUCAGAGGGAAGCUUUCUAUUUCUAUUUGCAAUAGUUUCUAUUUGCAAGCUGAUAAGUGCAAAAUGCUCACAGGUGUAUGUUAACAGGUGUUAAUGUCACAGGUAUUAAUCAUGAGGUAUUCUGUCAAACCGAAAUGCUCUGGUUUGUUGAUGUUUCUCUCCCUUUCCAGGGAAGUUCAGAAGGCAGUGAAUACUGCCCAGGGGCUGUUCCAGAGAUGGACAGAGCUCCUGCAAGAUCCAUCCACAGCUACAAGAGAAGAAAUUGACUGGACCACUAAUGAGCUAAGGAACAACCUAAGGAGUAUUGAGUGGGAUCUUGAAGACUUAGAUGAAACGAUUAGUAUCGUUGAAGCAAAUCCACGGAAAUUCAACCUUGAUGCAACAGAGCUGGGUGUAAGGAAAGCCUUCAUCACAAGCACGCGGCAGGUGGUCCGGGAUAUGAAGGAUCAGAUGUCAAAUACUUCUGUUCAAGCACUGACUGAAAGGAAAAACCGGCAGGUCCUACUUGGAGAAAGUGGAACUCACAGCUGGAGUUCUGGAGCUGACAAGUAUGUCCGCUUGGAUCGGGAACUGCAGUCCGCAAACUCACAUUUUAUUGAGGAUCAGCAUGUGCAGCAACAGUUAAUCAUCGAGCAGCAGGAUGAGCAGUUGGAGCUAGUCUCUGGCAGCAUCGGGGUGUUGAAGAACAUGUCCCAGCGCAUUGGAGGGGAGCUGGAUGAGCAAGCAGUCAUGUUGGAUGAUUUCUCUCAUGAGCUGGACAGCACUCAGUCGCGACUCGAUAAUGUGAUGAAGAAGCUGGCAAAAGUGUCCCAUCUGACCAGUGAUCGGCGGCAGUGGUGUGCAAUCAUUGUUCUCCUCAUUAUCCUGCUGGUGGUGCUUAUCCUGUGCAUUGUGCCAUGAUGGGCCGGGCCUCACAUACUUCACCUAGCUCCCUUCUUGAUGAAAUAUCAGAUUUUUCUGUCUGCCGGAGAGAAUCCCCACCACAGAAGACCUCUCGCGGGGACUUGGUACUGUGUGCUUCUGUGAACCAGCAGCAUGGCUCCGUCUUUCACUCUUCUUCUGCCUUCAGUCUUCAUCAGCUUCCCCAAGGAAGAAAUGGGAGACAAACGAUGCCCAGACUC
This is a messenger RNA of Varanus komodoensis (Komodo dragon), 2415 nucleotides long. RefSeq names its product syntaxin 6 (gene STX6). Gene Ontology annotation, biological process: Golgi vesicle transport; intracellular protein transport; vesicle fusion. Gene Ontology annotation, cellular component: SNARE complex; endomembrane system; synaptic vesicle membrane. The record is from RefSeq and is a predicted model, not a curated record. Bases 1388 to 2194 code for a protein of 268 amino acids. Gene Ontology annotation, molecular function: SNAP receptor activity; SNARE binding. NCBI's taxonomy places the organism in Eukaryota, Metazoa, Chordata, Lepidosauria, Squamata, Varanidae. The transcript is spliced from 7 exons.